Molecule: messenger RNA, 5403 nt
Organism: Varroa destructor (honeybee mite)
Lineage: Eukaryota; Metazoa; Arthropoda; Arachnida; Mesostigmata; Varroidae
Product: L-aminoadipate-semialdehyde dehydrogenase-phosphopantetheinyl transferase
Cellular component (GO): cytosol
Molecular function (GO): magnesium ion binding; holo-[acyl-carrier-protein] synthase activity
Source: RefSeq, a predicted model, not a curated record
AAUUACAUAUUUUAUAUGCUAUGUAAUUUAUAGCAAUCGUAUCUUAUCGUGGCAUCAUAAAUAAUAAAGAAAAUAGCUAAAUUUAAUAAAUCUUGAUUUUCCAUACGGGCUUGCUUAAUUUUAUAUGAGGUUUUGCUUUUCUCUACCUACUUCAUAGUUUAUCUAGUAUACAGAACUAUAUAUCUUGCGUCGUUGUAUAUAACGACUAUUUUACUGCAUCGUAGAGGCAACCGCAAGGUAGCGUGGCCGAGCGGUCUAAGGCGCUGGUUUAAGGCACCAGUCUCUUCGGGGGCGUGGGUUCGAAUCCCACCGCUGCCAACGUUUUCCCCAAUGGAACGCAUCUUUUUCUUCAAUAAGUCGCUGAGUUGACUCUUCAACAAUAUGAAUUAAAAAAGACGUUUUCCUCCAACUAUAUCUAUUUCAGAUAAGAAUCCAGAGUAUGCAAACGGGUCAUCACCUCCAAGAGCGUGGAUGCCAGUUAUCGCUAUGAGCACGUGUAGUUAACUCUGGAUGCAGCCGGCUUAGCCCUGACAAACAGGAACAACACACGAGCACACUUACGGUGCGCAAACCCAUGGCCACUCCGUACACGCAUGUUGAACACCUAACCGACAAAGGCAAGCGGCUUGUGUACCACAGUGGACCGUUUCCAGGACAGGAACAAUGAUGACGACUACGCAGUUUCCAUGAAACUGGGAUAUCUUUUACCAUUGUGUUUCAAGUGGAUUUUGUACAUAUAUUUCCAUUCUCCGUCUUUCUUACGGAACCUAUCUCUGUGCUUCCCAAACUCACAGAGUUUGCCUGUUCUUUCCAACUUUCUUCGCUAUAUAUAUAUAUGGGUAUACAUGGAAAGCUGCUUGCUUUUCACUUGGGCCGUUCGAGAGACAAAGUCCGAUAGAAACAGAAAGAGUGCGAGAAGCUGUGGAAUAGACAGUAGAUGCCGGGGUCAUCGAUCAUAUUUAAAAGCCUAAAGAAAAAGGCUUUGACACUGGGCAGAUUCGCCUGAAAUGCCGUUGCUGCCAAGAACAUUAGGCGAUAGUCGGGUCAGUCUGAGUGCGCUCGCUCAUAAGAAGACGACUGGCUCCGGCUGAGAUGGCAAUCAGAAACUGAACAGCGGACGAGAGUGUACACGGCACCGGCAGCGGUGGAAGCAUCACGAUCUUUUCUCUUCCCUGACAUUCAUCACAGACCGGUGGCCACCUUUGAUCCGAUGAACGACAGGAAAUAUUACCGUCCUGUAUUUUUCUCCGCUGGUGGUCGGAGCUUCUGGCAGUUUAGAGGAAGGCAUUACUAAUAAACAGAACUUAUAAAACGAUGGCUGCGUUCUAAAUCAGUUCUGAGCGAGUGGGGCUCGGAAUCCCGGCCACAAACUAUGUUCGCACAUAUGAAAUGGAACUUAACAUUAAGUGCCGUUUUUCAUACGGACCGACUUGACUUGACGGAAUCAGCACCUGUGGAUGUGACAUCAUUGUUAAUAUAUUUUUUGUAUCAAUAUAACACUGUUUUUUUAUUGAAGCAGCGCAAGGACUUAAUAUUUAUGAAUAAGCUUUGUCAUAACACUAAGUUCUAGCCCACAAAGCGUGCCAUUCGGGCUGAUUCACAGCAAUUAUUUUGGGGCAAUUAAAAAAAAUAAGUAAAGCUGAAACUUGACAGCCAUAUUUCGUUACAUUAGUUGGUCAGUACCAAUAGUAAUAACGUUAUAACUAUGGUAAUAUAACUUCAUACAAUUAAAAAUAUUGUCUUCGUUGUGAUAAAAUAAAAUCCAGAAAAAAAGCUCCUUACAAAAAUGAUACACAAUAACACUGAGAGAAAUAUGCCUGCUGUCUCUGGAAGUUAUUUCAGCCACUCGAUACAAUGGCAGCAGCUCCAUCAGCAGAAUCACCGCAACUGGCGCUAAAGGCAACAAACAACGGGGCUUGUAAGCAUUGCCCCCAUGCUGAUCGUCAAUUAAAGGAGCUCCAUGGAAGCCAGUGACGCACGCUCUGUCGACAACAGUGAAGAGAAUACGCUUUGCAAGAUUUUCUUGAUGCGAGCUAACCUUCUAUGCGCGUGAUGUUGCCGCGCAUCGUCUGGUUCUGUGUGAUGAUUUAGAAUCGAUCCUGCCGGCAUCAGCUGAUUGGAGUAGCAGAAUAAAUAGAGCAUACGAAUCAUUACUUGGCGUCGCAGUUUGAAGUAACUUUCAUUCUAGCAUUACUCAAGAUUAGUGGGCCUUAUCCAACCGUUUAGCUGACUAUCCAGCGCUGCACUAAGUAGGUAAAGCUAGACGCUGCCGUUCGCUGAAGUUCGAAGUUCUGUUCUCUGAGAAGUUGGCUGCGCAAACGGAUGGCACCAAUUGGUGUCUAGGGGGUCCAGCAGCGAUGGUACUCGCGAUAAGAGCACCGGUAACGCAGCAUUUUCGUAGAAAACCAACCAACAACACAAAGAGCGGGAUGUCUUUCUAACGGCACGUGCUUUUCGAACAGAUAGAUAAAUGGAAAAUUGGCGAGCGAGUGGCCAGGUAGUGAGAAGACAACAGAAAAAGGAAGAUAGCAAAAAAAUCAGGUUUUAGGGGUGGUACGGUUUAUCGGUUCGUCGUGGCGAUGAGGAUUCCACGAUGAGAACUUGAUGUUCCCCUUGUUUCCAUCGACAGCCCUUCUGCACCCUCUUCACUGAAAGGCGGAGCGAGCCUACUUCGUCGUCUACCGGGAGCGUCAUCAGGAUAAACAGUGGUUCGCCGAGUGUAUGAACUCGUGAAAAGCCAGCUUGAGGCUGAUCGAAGACGGGUGGCUCUUCUACGCUUCGGCGGGUUUUACCUGGUCGUGGUGACGCUGCUGGCUGGUAGGUGACAAGCGUGACAUGUGCAUGACGGAUCGAUGAGUUACGACGACUUUCGUGCGUUGAGGAGCUUUGUCCUUGUAGACGGCAAUAAUAAUAUAACAGACAACGAUGCCACAACUGCCGCCGCUAUCAACACCAACCCAGACUUGAGCAAUUGCAGCAUCAACGACAAUAGCAAAGUCGGCAGUGAUCAGGAUCCUAUGGCGGCGGUCGGCCAUUCAAAGUUGUGUUUCAAUAUUUCGAGUUGGUGUCCGACGCGCGAUGAAUGGAUUCUAGCUAACCGACUAGUGCAACGAGACGAAGCCAAGAGAAUCUCGGCGUUCGUGUUUAAGCGGGACGCUAAAGCGUCGAUGGCUGGAAGACUCCUAAUGCGACGUUGUUUGGUCGACUCUCUACGGCAGAACAACGCUAAAUUGAAUCUCACACGAACAUCGGACGGACGGCCGGUGCUGACAGAGCCUGUUGCUAAUUUCGACUUCAACAUAUCGCACCAGGGCGAUUUCUGUGCGGCCACGUCUGGUCGCUGCAAACGUAUCGGUAUUGACAUCAUGCAAAUGAAAUACACGGGUGGACGCCACGUCCCAGAAUUUUUUCGUUUGAUGAGGAGACAAUUUACCCAAGGAGAGUGGCAGUUCAUCAAGACCCCCUCUUUCGAGUCUCAGCAGAUAGCACGCUUUUAUCGUUUGUGGACCCUGAAGGAAAGUUACGUGAAAGCGGUUGGUAUCGGCCUCGGAAUGGACCUACAGCGGAUUAACUUUCGCAUCUGUGACGAACUACGGUUAGGCCAGGAGCUAACCUCGACGAGUGUCGAAGUAGACGGCCGUUUGGAUGCCAAGUGGACGUUCCACGAAUGCCUCUUAGAUAGUACACACUGCGUGGCCAUAGCUUCGGUAGGAUUGAGAGGACGGGGGCACUUCUCGCUGCCCGCUAUGCCAGCAACGAUUGCCCCUCCGACAUCAAAGGACCAGAGCCAGCAGGAGAGCCCUACACAAGCAGCCUCCGUCAGCACCUGUAUCGCAACGGAUUCUGCGAAUUCCGGCUGUUAUGUGCAGAUGGACUUCUAUCGGAUGGUGCGCGGUCUCGACCCUAGAGACGAACUCAGCCCAGAGGAGCUUACAAAGCUAUGGGCAGAAUUUUGCGCUAAAGAAGAAAGACCGUCAUAGCAUCAAUACCAACAGUAGCUGCACACUUAGCAGCGUAUUAUAUAACGUUUUUCUUUUACUAUUUUCAGUCCCGUCAAGCAGACGUAAUACAGUUCGUGUAAAUGAGGAAAAGAUCUUGUUUUCAUGUAGUCUUCUCCAUCGUACUAAAAUUGGCGGUCAUAUAGGUGACGACAUCUAACACAAGCUGAUUGAUUAGGUUGCACGCAGGUUUAGAAAAAUAGGCUAGGCACUGCGUAUACAGACGCCGAGCUGUGAGACACGCCGGCAAACAGCAAUAGCGACGUAGCCAUAAAUAAGUAUAAGUUAAAAUGAAAGACAUCGGAAGGAACAGAAGAUCACUUGUUUCGACAACGGAAGAUGAAGUUUUAACCAGUGAUCGUAGUCGUAGCCAUCGUUAACUAUUCGCUAUAGCAGCCAUCAGGAGAUUAGAAAAACGAAAAUUGUAUGAUAAACUUGUUCAUUGAACAAAUGUAAAGGCGGUGUCAAUGGAUAUACAAAGCCAGGGUGGAAGAUAGAAGCAGGCGGACGUAUUCUGUGUGGUUGAUUAGUUGAAAUUAUACUGCUUCAUAUUACAUAUUUUUUACUACGUCGUGUUCUUUGUUGAACAAAUCAUUUAAGCACAAAUGUUGUCUGAUUAAUAAUGAUCGCCUAUAGUACUAGAUAUACGUAUAUAACUUUCAUACUUUUGGAUGAGCUCUUAAUGAGAACCAACAACUCAACAACAACAAUGCUUUACUGUGAACGUAUCCUCAUUCGAAUAUAUAGUAUUAGUUUUGGAUACAAGAACAGUGAAAGUAAUAAACGAGUCUCCUUUUUAACGUCUCGACUCUUUCGUUCUGUAUGGUCAUAUUAGAUGAUAUACUUGCUUCCAAUCCAAACGCUUUUAUAUCAAUAUCAAGAAGUAACUAAAGCAAUUUUAUAAAGAUCAAAAGCCUUAAAAGGCGACUAAAACAAAAAAUAUCCCACUUUUACACUUACGCUGCUGGUUAAAAAUUGUUUAAUAUUGCCACCUUUUCGAUAUUCUGCACUGGUCCUUUUCUUUAGGACUUUUUUAGUUUUUUUAGAUUUCACUGAUUUUUCAAUUCCUUUAUUUAGUUUGUCUUUGUUGGUUUAUACUGUCACAGUUUUUUUUUUAACUUUAAAUCGAAUUUAUGUUAUGUGGAUUAUCGAAAUUGUCACAUUUUAACAUAGAGUACACUUAUUUUGAGGUGGGAAUUCGAUGAAACAUUUAGUGGUGUCGAUAGUGGAAUCGCACGAAAGGCUUAGACAACAAAGGGCUUUUCAGCUGUACAUCACGAAAAACAAAAAAUUUUCAAUAAAUAAAAACCGACAUUAGGUUCUUAACAACCUAGCAUUAUAUUCCCUGUCGGAUAUUCUUUCGAAGCUCAUUCGUUGGUCUUUUUGUUGUUUAAAAUUUGUUACA